Messenger RNA from Budorcas taxicolor (takin), 855 nucleotides. It is a transcript of the gene SULT4A1, whose product is annotated as sulfotransferase family 4A member 1. The record is from RefSeq and is a predicted model, not a curated record. The transcript is spliced from 7 exons. Gene Ontology annotation, cellular component: cytoplasm. Gene Ontology annotation, molecular function: sulfotransferase activity. The coding region runs from base 1 to 855 and encodes 284 amino acids. Gene Ontology annotation, biological process: sulfation. NCBI's taxonomy places the organism in Eukaryota, Metazoa, Chordata, Mammalia, Artiodactyla, Bovidae.
AUGGCGGAGAGCGAGGCGGAGACCCCCAGCACGCCGGGCGAGUUCGAGAGCAAGUACUUCGAGUUCCACGGCGUGCGGCUGCCGCCCUUUUGCCGCGGGAAGAUGGAGGAGAUCGCCAACUUCCCGGUGCGGCCCAGCGACGUGUGGAUCGUCACCUACCCCAAGUCCGGCACCAGCUUGCUGCAGGAAGUGGUCUACUUGGUGAGCCAGGGGGCCGACCCUGAUGAGAUCGGCUUGAUGAACAUCGACGAGCAGCUCCCGGUCCUGGAAUACCCACAGCCAGGCCUGGACAUCAUCAAGGAACUGACAUCUCCCCGCCUCAUCAAAAGCCACCUCCCCUACCGCUUCCUGCCCUCCGACCUCCACAACGGCGAUUCCAAGGUCAUCUACAUGGCCCGGAACCCCAAGGACCUGGUGGUGUCUUAUUACCAGUUCCACCGCUCGCUGCGGACCAUGAGCUACCGAGGCACGUUCCAGGAGUUCUGCCGGAGGUUCAUGAACGACAAGUUGGGCUAUGGCUCCUGGUUUGAGCACGUGCAGGAGUUCUGGGAGCACCACAUGGACUCGAACGUGCUUUUCCUCAAGUACGAAGACAUGCACCGGGACCUGGUGACCAUGGUGGAGCAGCUGGCCAGGUUCCUGGGGGUGUCCUGCGACAAGGCGCAGCUGGAGUCGCUGAUCGAGCACUGCCACCAGCUGGUGGACCAGUGCUGCAACGCCGAGGCCCUGCCCGUGGGCCGGGGAAGGGUCGGGCUGUGGAAGGACAUCUUCACUGUUUCCAUGAACGAGAAGUUCGACCUGGUGUACAAGCAGAAGAUGGGGAAGUGCGACCUCACGUUCGACUUUUAUUUAUAA